AACAACAAAAUCAACGCACUGGCUUUUUUAGUGCCAUACAUAAAAUUAAAGAAAUCUAAGGUUCUCAUAAUAUAACAAGAAUGGUGGCUUUAGAAACCAUUGAAGUGCUACUUGGUGUUUUUGCUUUCUUUUGUGCUCAAAGCCACAGUUUCACCGUUGAUAUCAUCCAUUCCCAUUCUCUAAACUCGCCUUUUUACAACCCUUCAAAGUCAAGGGCCGAGUAUGCAAAGGACACUCUUCUCCAAUCCCAAUCACGCAUCGCCCGAAUGAAGCGACAUGCGCCGAAUGCUACCCUGGGCAUCCCUGGCUCUGCCACGGCUAAGUUUGCAACUGACGUUGAAUACGCCAUCGCAUACUACGCCAUGAACUUCUCCAUCGGCACGCCGCCCGUGGAGAGGUUUUCUGCAGUAGACACCGGUAGCGAUCUGACAUGGAUACAAUGCGAGCCAUGUAGAGGAAUAUGCUUCCCACAAGACAUGCCGUUGUUUGACCCGUCAAUGAGCUCAUCGUACACAAGGUUGCCAUGCGACACCCCGUUAUGCCUCGGGGAUGGCUCGUAUUCAUGUGACACCUCCACCAACCUAUGUCGUUAUGAUAACGGCUAUAUGGACGCGUCGUACACUCAUGGUGACCUAGCUUACGAUACUCUUAUAGUCGGUGACACAUCCUUCCCGAAUUUCGUGUUCGGGUGUGGUUUCAAUAACUCUGGAACGUUUGCACACCUGACCACCGGAAUUUUCGGCCUCAGCAACGGCAAUAUUUCCUUCAUCAAACAGGCCAACAUUGGGAGGUUCAUGUAUUGCCUUCCAUGGUACUACGAAGCUAAUGUCUCCACACACAUUGCAUUCGACUCUGACGCUGUAAUCGCGGACCCAGACGGUGUCGUUUCAACCCCUAUGGUCGACACAGAAUUUGGGUACUGGGUCACUUUAGAAAACCUUAGUGUCGGGGUAAAACGGUGUUGUGCAAGCCCCUGAACGAGUCGACUGGCAGAGUGCUGGUCGACUCGGGGACCACUGCGACCUACAUCCCAGACGAGUUGCACGAGGCAUUUAUAACAGAGUUAAAAAGUGUG
Molecule: messenger RNA, 1075 nt
Organism: Cuscuta campestris
Lineage: Eukaryota; Viridiplantae; Streptophyta; Magnoliopsida; Solanales; Convolvulaceae
Source: the annotation of a GenBank genome assembly